AUGGAGAAGAUGAAGCAGCAUUGGGACAUGGUUGGAUUCGUCGCCGACGGCCAAUAUGGGAUUCCGAGAAGAUGCCCAUGUGGUGGAUCUAUCAAGCACGAUGUAUCUCCUUCUCCAAAAUUUAAACACGAUUUCGAUACUCAACCAGACAGUAGCUAUCACUACACAGACAAUUUCCUCAUCGAUCCAUACGAGGAGGAGUUGAAGGAAGAGAAGAGGCGCUGCAAGGAAAUGGAGAAGAUGAAGCAGUAUUGGGACAUGGUUGGAUUCGUCGCCGACGGCCAAUAUGGGAUUCCGAGAAGAUGCCCAUGUGGUGGAUCUAUCAAGCACGAUGUAUCUCCUUCUCCAAAAUUUAAACACGAUUUCGAUACUCAACCAGACAAUAGAUACUUCACCUGCACCAAAUUUAAGGAUGAUGGACUCCACUUUCGUCAGCCAUGGGUUUUCGGAGUCGAACAAGAGAUUGAGAAGCUAGUUAUGAAAGUUGAAGAGCAGAGCAAGACGAUUAAAGAAAUGCGAAAACAGAUUUAG
Thlaspi arvense is the source of this 531-nucleotide messenger RNA. NCBI's taxonomy places the organism in Eukaryota, Viridiplantae, Streptophyta, Magnoliopsida, Brassicales, Brassicaceae. The record is from the annotation of a GenBank genome assembly.